AUGACGGAGCAGCAUAACAGAAGAUCCGUUCUCGUUGUGGCUAGAGUUCGUGUAGUGUCACGAAAAAAGCCUCCUGUCUAUCCUGGAUGCACGGGCUCUUCUACCUAUAGGUCGUAUCCGCUGUUCCGGAGCAGAACCGCCGUGUCAUGUUGUAGUCGGCCGCUCCUGGAUUCGAGAAUCUUCAACUGACUACACGGCUACACACGACACGCACACGGGGGACUAUGCAAGAGUCAUGGCCGUCUAGCAUACCCCUGAUCUGAUCUGGUCCACAGCACCUAAUUGGGCCCACAGCACCUGGAGGUUGUGAGCCUUUGGGACUCUCUUCUUCUGCCGCUCCUCAGUCUCAUCUUCUUCUGCCCUUCAUUUCCUUUUCCUCGACAGACAUUCACUCUGCUCGCCCAACAAGAUGAUGUUUGUCUCGGAGCUCCUCGAAAACCUGCUUCGAUCCGCGCUAGAGCCAUUUAUCGAGGAUUUGGAUAAGCU
This is a messenger RNA of Amoebophrya sp. A25, 486 nucleotides long. Lineage: Eukaryota; Dinophyceae; Syndiniales; Amoebophryaceae. The record is from the annotation of a GenBank genome assembly.